Messenger RNA from Capsella rubella, 903 nucleotides. RefSeq names its product gamma-interferon-inducible-lysosomal thiol reductase. The record is from RefSeq and is a predicted model, not a curated record. The coding region runs from base 21 to 728 and encodes 235 amino acids. The transcript has 5 exons. NCBI's taxonomy places the organism in Eukaryota, Viridiplantae, Streptophyta, Magnoliopsida, Brassicales, Brassicaceae. Gene Ontology annotation, molecular function: oxidoreductase activity, acting on a sulfur group of donors, disulfide as acceptor.
UACCUAAACUCUUUUAAACAAUGGCUUCUUGUUCUUCCACCAAGCUUGUUGUGGUCUUUGCUUACCUUGUUCUCCUCACAUUUUCAGACAACCUCGUGACUGGAGAAUCCGACAAUGUGAAGCUCAAUCUUUACUAUGAAUCACUUUGUCCUGGUUGCCAAGAUUUCAUUGUCCAUUAUCUCGUGAAAGUCUUUGACUCUGAUCUCUACACUAUCACUGAUGUCAAGCUGGUUCCAUUUGGUAAUGCCAAAGUCUCCAAGAAUCUUACUGUCACUUGCCAGCAUGGUGAGGAGGAAUGCAAACUAAACGCCCUUGAAGCUUGUGGUAUAAGAACUUUUACCGAUCCGAAAUCGCAUUACUGGUUCAUAAGGUGCGUUGAAAACGAUACAAAACACUGGGAAUCAUGUGUUAAGAAUUAUGGAUUUGAGAAAUAUAUCUAUGAUUGUUACAAUGGUGAUAUCUCUAAAGAGCUCAUACUUGAAUACGCAAAACAGACCAUGAGUUUAAAGCCACCACAUGAAUACGUACCAUGGGUCACACUCAACGGCAAACCUCUAGAUGAUAGUGUACAAAGCUUGGAUGAUUUCGUGGCUCAAAUCUGCAAAGCUUACAAAGGAAAGGCUCCUCUCCCAAAACUUUGUGAUUCUUCUGUCUUAAUGCCUAAGUCGCCUAAGAGGAAAGUGCCGAAGCUUCAAGUCUCCUAUGCCGAUAAAGCUAUCAAUAACUAAGAUGAAUGUAACUUUAUGUUAUGGUAUGAUAAUUAAUAAAGAAACACCUUUAAUAAGAUGAAUGUAAGCUUUAUGUUAUGGUAUGAUAUUAUCAAAGAAUCAUCAGUCACUAAGUUAAUUAUGAAAGUUCUUAGUGAACUAAGAUUAAUAUUAAACAAUGCAUGUAAGCUUUAUG